Chenopodium quinoa (quinoa) is the source of this 1220-nucleotide messenger RNA. RefSeq lists its product as uncharacterized. Gene Ontology annotation, molecular function: small ribosomal subunit rRNA binding; structural constituent of ribosome. Lineage: Eukaryota; Viridiplantae; Streptophyta; Magnoliopsida; Caryophyllales; Amaranthaceae. Gene Ontology annotation, biological process: translation. Gene Ontology annotation, cellular component: ribosome. The record is from RefSeq and is a predicted model, not a curated record. The coding region runs from base 505 to 960 and encodes 151 amino acids. The transcript has 3 exons.
GUAUACCGUGAAGGCAAUCGAGCGGCGGAUUGGUUGGCCAACCGCGGAGUUGUUCAAGACUCUCAAUUGGAAUUCAUUCAUAAUGUGUCGGUGGAAUUUAGUUGUAUUUUAGAGGAGGAUAACAGGGGUGUGGCCUUACCACGCUUUGUACCUUCGUAGGUAGUGUUCUUUGUUUUUUUGCUUUUUAUUUUCUGCCUUUUAUUUUUUCAUGGAUUGUAAUCCUCAUUUGAAUAAAAAAUAAAAAAUAAUAAUAAAAAAAAAGUUUCACAAAAAAUGUCUUAAACUUUCUCUUUAUUUUUUUUUUUGAAAUAAACGCUUAAAUCGAAAGACCAACUCACUACCCUCUCUCACACUCCCACCAAAUCGGCGGCGGCGGCGGCGGCAACAUUGUACCGGCUACGGAAGGACCGAGCUCUCCUAUUCCCCGACUUCUCUACAACUCUUCUUCAAAUUUUUAAAGAUUGGAGGUAUUUCAGUAGUUAGGGUAGGAGAAGUGUAUCAAACAUGCCACUCUAUGACUGUGUGCUAUUACUGAAACCUCAAGUGGAGAAUCCUUCCUUGAAGGAAUUGAUUGCUCGGGUCGGGAAACACGUUUAUGCUCGAAAUGGCGUGCUCACCGAGAUUAAGUACUCUGGAACUGUUCAUCUGGGUUAUGGUAUUAAGAAGCUUGAUGGAAGAUACUUUCAGGGACGACUGAUGCAAAUGACCAUGAUGGCAACACCCAAUAUAAACAAGGAGCUUCAUUACUUGAACAAAGAAGAUCGGCUAUUACGAUGGCUCCUUGUGAAGCAUCGAGACACAAAGUUUGGGCUUGACUACUCGGAUAGAGAAGAUUCAAGAAGUGAAUUAAACAAAUUCAGUUUGCCUAGCAUAUAUGAUAAUGCAGAUGGAGAUGAGGAGGAGGAUGAUGAUGAUGAUGAAAAUGAAUAUGAUGAGGAGGCAGAGAAGCAAGAUGGUUAAGGAUCAUUGAUAUUGGAAGUCCCGUGUAAUUUCCUGAUAGUCAAGCUCGUUCUUGCAGCACGUGGGUCAUAAUUCUUAGGUUUUAGGUUAUUGCAGCAGAAUGCAUAUGAACUUAAUAUUGAUGUUUUUUUUUUUUUUUUUGGGUUUCCCUCCUUUUUAGCAAUAAGAGAAUUUACUUCUUAUUCCGAAAUUAUUGUCAGAACUCAUACAUCAUGAACUAAAAGGUUUUUGUUGGGCUCUUGGAAUGCCCUCAAUAUUAA